AUGGGAAACGAUAUUCAAAGAGUAUAAUAAUUAGGAGAUAGCAUAAGACAAUUACGAGAAGACAUGGAUGCGCUUUCCAAAAUUGCGCCUCAAGUUGAAAAGAUGAUUGCUUUGUCAAGUACUUUAGAGUCGACAACCAAAAAUAUUAAUGAGAAUAUGUCUAAAGUCAGUAAGACAAUUUAAGAUGUUGAUGAAAAGGUAAAAAAAGCCAAGGAAAUCAUAGAUAAAAUACCUGGAGGAAAUAAAUUACAAUCAUUUUUUUGA
Molecule: messenger RNA, 264 nt
Organism: Paramecium tetraurelia
Lineage: Eukaryota; Ciliophora; Oligohymenophorea; Peniculida; Parameciidae
Exons: 2
Source: RefSeq, a predicted model, not a curated record